AUGGGUCUACAUUAUCCAAGCUACAUUGAACAAUCGAUAACUUCCAACAAAGUAAUCACACCUGAGGUAUACUUUAACGACCCAGGUGAAACUUACAGAGAAAGAAGAAGGCCGAAUUCAGAUAAGGAUCACAAAGGAUAUAUCACGUAUGGAUGUAGAUUAUGCAGGACUCAUCUAUCCUCCUCCACUCAGAUUAUUUCUAGAGAUUAUAAAGGUAAACUAGGAAAUGCAUAUCUGAUGGAAAAUCUACUGAAUAUCGUUGAGGGAAAGCAACAAGAGAAGGUAAUGGUCACAGGUAAAUAUACAAUAUGUGAAAUUCAUUGUCAUUUAUGCAAAAAAGUUAUUGGUUGGAAAUAUUUAAAGUCAAAUGCAUCAAGUCAGAAAUUUAAAGUUGGAAAAUAUAUAAUGGAGAUGAAUACAGUUCGCAGAUGCGCUUAA
Messenger RNA from Naumovozyma castellii, 438 nucleotides. It is a transcript of the gene MOH1, whose product is annotated as Moh1p. The record is from RefSeq and is a predicted model, not a curated record. The transcript has a single exon. The coding region runs from base 1 to 438 and encodes 145 amino acids. NCBI's taxonomy places the organism in Eukaryota, Fungi, Ascomycota, Saccharomycetes, Saccharomycetales, Saccharomycetaceae.